Molecule: messenger RNA, 1422 nt
Organism: Colletotrichum godetiae
Lineage: Eukaryota; Fungi; Ascomycota; Sordariomycetes; Glomerellales; Glomerellaceae
Product: major facilitator superfamily domain-containing protein
Exons: 5
Coding region: 1-1422 (473 amino acids)
Biological process (GO): transmembrane transport
Cellular component (GO): plasma membrane
Molecular function (GO): transmembrane transporter activity
Source: RefSeq, a predicted model, not a curated record
AUGUGCAUUGGACUCGAUGGCCGUCCCCGCGCAAGAACCUUUGUUACAGUUUUCGCCAUCUGCCUCAUUUAUUUUGCGCAGUUAGUCAGCCUUGUCGGGGUUGGUGCUGUAAGACCCUCAUUGAUAACAAGUUGGUUCUCAGCCACAAUCACUAUCAUGACUGUGGUCCCAGGCCCUAUCGUCUCCCAGGCAGCAGAUUACUGGGGUCGAAAGUGGUUCCUCGUAAUUCCCACACUAAUUGGGGCGGUAGGCUCACUUGUCGUUGCUCGAGCUCCAGAUAUCGACACAGCCAUUGCCGGAUUCUGCAUCAUCGGCAUCGCUUUCGGUACACAGCCGCUACUUCACACCGUAAUUUCGGAGGUUCUUCCAAGGAAAUGGAGGUCAUAUGACCAGGCAGCGGCCAUGAUAUCCAAUAGUCUGGGGAGUAUCACCGGUCUAAUCGUUGGAGGUGCCUUCAAUAGAACCAACGACCUGGCCUCUAACGGUUUUCGGUAUUACUUCUACAUGGUCAUGGCUUGGUACCCGAUUGCUGCCAUACUCUGCGUUGUUGUUUACAACCCACCAAGAAAAGAUAUACAAAAGACGCUCUCCAGGAUGGGAAAGUUGGCCAAGCUCGAUUGGAUCGGAUAUUUCCUGCUUGCGGCUGGGCUUGUCCUAUUUUGCCUUGGACUAUCUUGGCCGAACAAUCCGUACAAAUGGUCUGAUCCGCACGUCUCGGCAACUUUCGUGAUUGGUAUCAACCUGGCUCUGGGACUCGUUGCUGACGAGACAUUCCUGAAGAACGACGGCAUAUUUCAUCAUCGUCUAUUCAACGGCAAUCGCAACUUCUCCAUCUCUAUAUUCUACGUUCUGGCCGAAGGUACGGACACCAUUAUCGUCGGCCCUCGCUACAGCUUGAUGCUAGUGGCUGCGGGCAUUGGCGCAGCUGUCGCUAGUUGGUACUGUGCCAUCACGAAAAGAGUGCGAUGGAUCACCACCAUUGCGUUUCUAAUAUUCGUGGUGUUCUUCGCAUUCAUGGCGACGACAAAUUCCAGCAGUAGCAAUCCGGUCUGGGGAUACCCGAUAUUACUAGGCGUUGCUCUGGGCAUGACGUUGAUAACUCUCGUCACAGCAGCUCAGCUAACUGUUCUGCCAGCAGGGUUCGACGCUAUGGACCUCCCCUCUCUUAUCACGGCUCUCAAUUCUCGUGAUCAGAGCGCACUCGCCGAAAUUCCAGGUGUUACUGCAGGUAUUCUCUCGCGGGGAACUCAUGCAUUUCUUGAUACUUACACCGAAGCCUUGAGAAAUGUCUGGAUCUCGGCGAGUUGUUUCAUUGCUGUGUCAGCUAUAGCCUCUGCAUUUCUUUUUGAUCCCGAGAGGGAGUUCAAUGACCACAUUGAUGCUCCUCUGGAAAGGAAAGACGGCGUCUCUACGGGAGAGUGA